AUGGUGCACGCGUGGCAUGCGCUGCCAUCCACGGCAGGGGUGCACUUGCCAAUGACACUCUGCGGAGGGCAGUGCUUCCGUUGGCGUCGCACACCGCGGGGCACUUGGGUUGGCGUGGUGGAACGGGGCGUGUACGAGCUCUCUGACGCCCCUUAUUCGUCCGAGUUACCAGCAUUUCAGCAGAAAGAGGAGGCAAAACAAGGGUUACGUUCUUCUUUUUCGUCCUUUUCUGAGUCCCAUGGGGAUGCUUUGUGGUUUCGCUGCCUUCAUCGUGAGCUAAAGACAGCAUUGGAGGUGUCCGCAGAAGCCCGUUUUUUAUGUCAUUAUCUGGCUUUAGAUGUGGACCUGCAACAGUUAUGGCGACGCUGGACACUGGAAAAUCCGAGGCACGACCAUCCUCUGGUACGCUACCUCACUUUGAACAGGGGCGAAAAACAUCCCGUCAACAUUCGUCAUUUGCGGCAGGAUCUUCAUGAAACGCUGCUAGCGUUUCUCUGCUCACAGAAUAAUAACGUGCAGCGCAUCACGGGACUUGUGGAGAAACUGGCCACCUGCUACGGAGAUUGCUUAUGUGAGUACAACCCUGUAACGGGCGAUGUUCGAAACGUGAGCUCUUCGUACCAUAGCCCUAAGAAGAGUAAAAAAAAUGUCAACAAGGCUACUAAAGGAGACGAGGAUUGGAUAACUUUACACUCUAUGCCUAGCAUGGAUCAAUUAGCCAGCAGGUCUGAAGAUGAAUUGCGUGCGCUUGGUUUUGGGUACCGUGGGAAGUAUAUUAUUAAGUGUGCUUCCAUCAUUCAGGCCAGUGGUACAAGCAAACAAAAAAGAGGGAAAGGAGGAACUGGACCUGUCUCUGUCAUGUACUCUUACAAGUGGUAUGACGAGUUUUUGAACGCGAGUCUCAGUUUGUCUGAGCAGCGGGAAAAACUUUUGUCACUUCCUGGUGUGGGACGCAAAGUAGCUGAUUGUGUCCUUUUAUUCGCUCUGGGUCAUCACGAGCUUGUGCCUGUUGAUACGCACAUGGCACAAGUUGCGACAGAGUACUUUGCUAAGGCGGAAGUGUGUGGGAAAAAGUACUAUUCCGACGUAAUUGGGCGGGACCGAAAACGAGAUCGUGGAGGGGAAUCCUUAUCGGCAGGAGUAUCAGUCAAGGGACUAGAUUGGAAAAUAGUCUUGGCAGAUUGGUAUAGGAAAGGGAAAGAACAUGACAUGAAGAUGCCGGCGCUUUCGUCUAAACAUCAUGAUGCCAUUCAGUUGGGGUUUAAGGAGCUUUUUGGUGAUUACUGUGGUUGGGCACACAGUAUUCUCUUUUGCGCACGCAUGAGGAAAGGGAAGCAAAAUUCGUGA
Molecule: messenger RNA, 1347 nt
Organism: Trypanosoma rangeli
Lineage: Eukaryota; Euglenozoa; Kinetoplastea; Trypanosomatida; Trypanosomatidae
Product: 8-oxoguanine DNA glycosylase
Exons: 1
Coding region: 1-1347 (448 amino acids)
Biological process (GO): nucleotide-excision repair; base-excision repair, AP site formation; base-excision repair
Cellular component (GO): nucleus
Molecular function (GO): damaged DNA binding; 8-oxo-7,8-dihydroguanine DNA N-glycosylase activity
Source: RefSeq, a predicted model, not a curated record